AUGGCUACAAGAAAGCAUCCAAAACCCGACCCAGAACUUGUUCAGUUCACAGGGGGUUCAGCCAGCAUUGUACAAUCUCAUACCCUUGGUCUUCAAGAGCAAAAUAGAGACAACAAUGCUGAAGAAAAUCUCACAGAAGAUGAAGAAGAUUAUGAUGUCGAGGAUGAUGAUGUUGAAGAAAUUGACAUGAUGCAUGUGGAUCAUGAUCCCAUGGAUAAUGAAGUGAGUGCAAGGAAAGGUGCAGAGUUUAGAGAAAGACUAAUGAAUGAAGUGAAUAGGCCUUACUGUGAGGAAGAGUGCAACAGACUUGAUCUUGCAAAGCAAAUAGAUGCAGCUGGUGAUAAUCUUCCCAAACGUGGCUUUUUCUUUUGGUUGACAGAUGAACAAGUGUCACAUAUAGCCUGUAAGAACAUGAAGCUCAAAUUAUGA
This is a messenger RNA of Vicia faba (fava bean), 429 nucleotides long. NCBI's taxonomy places the organism in Eukaryota, Viridiplantae, Streptophyta, Magnoliopsida, Fabales, Fabaceae. The record is from the annotation of a GenBank genome assembly.